CGUAAGUUGGUUAUAUUGGCAAGGUAACAAAGAAAGCUAAAACUUCAUCUCUAAGCCAGUGCCGACAACUUAUCAUCCUCUCGUUUUCGCCAACGGUGCGGCAACGAAGACAUCAUGCAGUCUGCGGCGCGUCUGGUUCUGCGGCCAGUGCUGUUGGCGAGGCGUGCCGGCGUGGAAGCAAUCGCAACCACUCCGUCGACGUGCGUGCGGGCCUUGCCAGGCACCUUUUACGGGCGCCGCUGGUUCUCAUCAUCCCCCCCGUCAGAAGAUACCCUCCGCAAGGCGGAGCGUAUGGUAGAGCUGAUGGGACAGAGCACUCAGUUGCAGCAAAUCAUGAUGAAUGUGCUGCCUGGUCCGCUGCGCAAUCCUGACGUCUUCAAGCAGCUCUUUGGGGACCCGGCCAUGCGGCGACAGAUUGCGGAAAUCAUUGCAGCGCGCGGCCUCUCCAUUCCGGACCACCUGUUGGAUCGCAUGAGUCCGGCAGCCAUGGACGACACCUUUGCUCGCGCGUCCCGGCUGGGUCUGGACCCUGGCCAGAUGUUCACCAAACUCAUGGGGCAUCCGGGGCUGCUGGCCAAGCUGCAGCAGCCUCGCAUCUUGGCUGCCUUCCUGGAUAUUAGCGAGGACCCGUCACGCGAGAUCAAGUACGAAGGGGAAAAGGAUCUGCUGGAGGUGGUGCACAAGGUGCGGGAAAUUAUGGGUACCUCGAAACCCCGGGCUGCACCUGCAGCUAGUGCGCCCGCUGCCAGCACAAUUGAGCUGCCACCAUCGCCACCAUCCAGGUCGGAGACAGAGGGCGUUGCCUCUGUUAGCGGAGGCGUCCCGCCUCCCCCGGGCCAGCCGCCUAGUGGAGAGUCUGCCGGCGUCAGCGGAGCCCUGGACAGUAUUGCUUCCAAUAGUAGGGCAGCAGCCAUGAAUCCGUUAAUAGCACUUAUGUCUACCGAUCGCGAAGCUUCAAAGUGGCUAGAUAAUCCGCAAGUUGUGGCUGCUUUUGAGGAGGUACAUCGGAGCCCUUGGAAGACAGUCAAGUAUAUUUUUAAUCGUGAUGUUAUGGCAGCGUUUAAGGACCUCAAAGAGCUGAUGCGAAAAAAGAAAUUGUGAAGGGAUUGUUGUAACGCCUUUACAGC
Messenger RNA from Volvox carteri f. nagariensis, 1127 nucleotides. RefSeq lists its product as uncharacterized. Gene Ontology annotation, biological process: protein import into chloroplast stroma; chloroplast organization. Gene Ontology annotation, cellular component: chloroplast inner membrane; chloroplast thylakoid membrane. The transcript is spliced from 7 exons. The record is from RefSeq and is a predicted model, not a curated record. Lineage: Eukaryota; Viridiplantae; Chlorophyta; Chlorophyceae; Chlamydomonadales; Volvocaceae. Bases 115 to 1101 code for a protein of 328 amino acids.